This is a messenger RNA of Cajanus cajan (pigeon pea), 1106 nucleotides long. The record is from RefSeq and is a predicted model, not a curated record. NCBI's taxonomy places the organism in Eukaryota, Viridiplantae, Streptophyta, Magnoliopsida, Fabales, Fabaceae.
AUGGAGGUGGUAUUUCUUCAGAAUUACAUUCAAACCCUGAGAGCCGGUGGCGCUAAUGUUCAGUUCGUAAUUGACAACUCUGGGGACCCCACCGGAGCAUUUCGUCUCCCCGCAAAUCUCAACCUUGGUGAUUACUUCUUUGGGCCGGGUCUCGAGCAAUUGAUUCAGCACCUUGCGGAGAACGAUCCUAACCGGUAUGGGACACCCCCGGCCUCCAAGUCUGCCAUCGAGGGGCUCCCUAACAUCCCAAUUACGGAGGAGUUGCUGGCCACGGAUUCAUCACAGUGUGCGGUGUGUAAAGACACGUUCGAGCUUCGGGAAUUGGCCAAGCAGAUGCCCUGCAAACACAUCUAUCAUUCUGAUUGCAUCCUGCCUUGGCUGGAAUUGCACAAUUCUUGUCCUGUGUGUCGGUAUGAGUUACCUACUGAUGAUCCUGACUACGAGCAAAGGGCUCGCGGUCAAUCUACAGCUGCUAGUGCUGAUUCUUCUGCUGAUACAGACACCUCACAGUCACCCAGCGAGCGGAGCUUUAGGGUUUCUUUGCCCUGGCCCUUUAGGCAGUUUUCUUCCGUUGCGGAGACGAGCAAUAACAAUGGAAACACUACUGGGGAUUCUAAUCAGCCAGAAACCAGGCAAGAAGAUCUUGAUUGAGUAUCAUCAGUGUUUCGAAUAGCUGUCCCAUUCGAUUGAAGGUGAAGGAUCUGAUGGGGAGCCACCACAAAGGCGGGAGCUCCAAUUCUGCAAGUGAUUUUUCAGACCUGUCUUUGCAGUCUGAAGUUCUUAAAAUGGAGCUUCAAGCUACCAAAAAGGAAAGGGACAAAGCAAUUAUGAAGCGUGAUGUGUACAAGGAAGUGUUGGAAGAAUUUGUUGAUAUGAAGUUGAAGGACUGUCAAGCGUGAUGUGUACAAGGAAGUGUUGGAAGAAUUUGUUAAACUGAAGUUGAAGGACUGUGAAUGAAUGAAUUAUGUAUCAUUUUUUUGUUGGGAAAUAUUUACAACUAUGUAAAUUAACCUUUCUUGUUCCAUCAGAUGCUGUGUGAAUUUCUUUCGGGGCAAGAGCCUUGAACUCAGCAUUUUCAUUCAACAUUUUCCACGUGCCCGCAUCUA